Molecule: messenger RNA, 924 nt
Organism: Caenorhabditis briggsae
Lineage: Eukaryota; Metazoa; Nematoda; Chromadorea; Rhabditida; Rhabditidae
Gene: Cbr-clec-51
Product: Protein CBR-CLEC-51
Exons: 6
Coding region: 1-924 (307 amino acids)
Molecular function (GO): signaling receptor activity
Source: RefSeq, a predicted model, not a curated record
AUGUUUCAACCGAUGCUCCUUCUUUCUCUCCUUUUACCUUUGGUUUCUGCUCAAUGUGGACCUGGAGCUGUAUUCCAAUCAUCUAGUUCUAGAUGUCUAACAUUCUUCCGAACAGCAACGGAUUUCCAAAGCGCUGAAGCGAUUUGUGCCACUCUGAAUGGUCACUUGGUCUCGAUUCACAACACUAUCGACAACACUUUCGUUUCCAGUCAAGCUCAAAAAUAUUUCGAUGGAUCAGCAUGGCUCGGAGCCAAAACUACUGCUCCAGAUGUCACCAACCCAUUGAACUGGUAUUGGACUGAUGGAAGCAACUUUGAUUAUCAGAAUUACCGAGUUGGAGAGCCAAGUGCUCAAGGAUCCACCGCUUGUAUGCAACUUCAGACCGGAACUGCUAAAUGGUUGACUGCCAACUGCACAUCCCAAUUGCCAUUCAUCUGCUCUUAUUCUUCAAGCGUCACACCAACAUGUCCAACUGUUACCAUUCCAAGCCACUGCCCAUCUGGAUAUACCUGGUACGAUGAGACUGAUUUCUGUUACAAGAGCACUGUUCGAUUCACAAGCUUCAAUGACGCUCGUAGCGCUUGCCAAGCUGAUGGAGGAGAUUUGGCUUCGAUUCACUCUCAAACUGAAAAUCAAUUCCUUGUUGAACUCUCAAAAGCCGGAAUCACCAAUAAGGACAAAGGUCACAAUGAUGAUGUGUUCAUCGGAUUGAUCUACCAAAACUCUAAAUGGCAAUGGACUGAUGGAACUCCUGUGAAUUAUCUCAACUGGGGAGAUGGUGAGCCAAAUAAUAUGGGGAAAGAAUGGUGGACCUCGUUGGUCGCUGAUCCACAUGAGGACAAAAACACAGAAGACACUCGAUGGAACAACGUUGCACAGAUCGACAUGAGAGCUUAUAUUUGCAAGAGAGCACCACUUCAUUAA